Molecule: messenger RNA, 966 nt
Organism: Toxotes jaculatrix (banded archerfish)
Lineage: Eukaryota; Metazoa; Chordata; Actinopteri; Toxotidae
Product: odorant receptor 131-2-like
Exons: 1
Coding region: 1-966 (321 amino acids)
Biological process (GO): G protein-coupled receptor signaling pathway
Cellular component (GO): membrane
Molecular function (GO): G protein-coupled receptor activity
Source: RefSeq, a predicted model, not a curated record
AUGUCAUAUGCAACUCAGACCAACAUCACUGCUGAACUGCAGUAUCGAGGAACACUGGAAAUUGUGUUGUUUUCUGCUCCAGUUAUGGUUCCAUGCUGUGUGUUUCUCUUCAUUAAUGGGACCAUGUUAUUCACCCUGAGGAGUAAACCAGUGUUUCGUGAAACUUCCCGUUACAUUCUGCUGUAUAACCUCCUGUUUGCUGACACUGUGCAAAUAGCACUAAGCCAGUUAAUGUAUAUACUGGCUGCCUGUAGAAUAAUGCUAACGUAUCCUGUGUGUGGUGUUCUCACCAUGAUCGCUAAUCUCACAACUGUGAUCUCUCCUCUGACUCUGGUGGUGAUGUCUCUGGAGAGAUAUGUAGCUGUGUGCUACCCACUGAGGCACGCUACCAUCAUCACCAUCAGAAACACAGGGGUGGCUAUCACUGUGGUUUGGGCCUUCAGUUCACUAAAUGUCCUCACUCGAGUUCUUCUGUUGUUAAAUUUUCCGUUUGAAGAGCUGCAGAGCCUGCAGAUGAAGGACUUCUGCUCUGACACAGCCAUGAUGCUCGGGCCAGGGUCUGCUCAUUAUGAUAAAGCCUACACUUGUUUUCUGUUUCUGUCAGCUGCUGUCGCACUCAGUUGCUCCUACAUUGGUGUGAUGGUAGCAGCCAGGUCAGCCUCCACAGACAAAGCUUCGGCCCGUAAGACUCAUAACACACUGCUGCUGCACCUGCUGCAGCUGGGCCUCAGUCUCUCUUCAACUGUUUACAACCCCUUGGUUUUCGCCAUCUCAGAAAUCCUUGACAGAAUAGCAAUUCUGCGCAUCGUGAAUAUUCUUUAUGUGUGUUUUAUCCUUUCGCCCAGAUGUUUGAGUUCCCUCAUCUAUGGCAUCAGAGACCAGACCAUCAGACCCAUCCUCAUGUACCAUCUCUGCUGUCGAAUGAAGCUGUCGAUCAUCCCGACCAAGGGUGAGGCCUCAUUCUAG